AAAUAGACCCGGGAGGCUGGAGUCCCACACAGACUUUUAAAGGAACAGCUGGGAAACAGGAAAGAUGCCCGCAUCGCCAACUGGAUUUGGACAUUUCUUCUUGGAGAGGAACCUCGUAAUGCCGGCUGGAUAUCAGAUCCCGGUGCUGGGGUGUCCACCGGGUGUGCAGCAGCAGCAGCAGGCGCACCAGGCGCAGCAUCUGGCGGCUAUGGCAGCUGGAGUUCCCUUAACGUACUCAGGACUUCAGGGAUACAACUUUAUCCCAUAUCCAAACCACAGGCACGUCGCGCACAUGAGCAGCGGCUUCGACCUGAAGGCCCCCUCUCCUUAUCACCAUGCCCUCCUGGCCCGCGGCGGGGUCCUCUACCCUCCCUACCGUCCGGGCGCCGCCGAGGACCUUGGCAGGGUUGCCAAGGUGGCCACCCGGGAGAGCACCGGCGCGCUGAAGGCCUGGCUGAACGAGCACCUGAAGAACCCGUACCCAACCAAGGGCGAGAAGAUCAUGCUGGCCAUCAUCACCAAGAUGAGCCUGACGCAGGUCUCCACCUGGUUCGCCAACGCCAGGCGGCGUCUGAAGAAGGAGAACCGGGUCAGCUGGGCGUCCAAAGGCAAGUCUGACGAAGAGGACGAGGAGCAGGAGGGCGAGAGCGACGAAGAGGAGGGCCCCCCGGAGAAGCGCUCCCUGGAGGAGCGAGACGACGACGCAGACCAUCACAGAGGCCGAGCGGCUGCAGGCGAGCCGGAGCCAGAGAGCUCCGCGGCUGCAGAGGAGCGCUUGGAGGUGCAGGAGGUUGGCGACGCCGGACCGGAGAAGAAAGCUGGAGACAGCGAUUCCGACGACACGCCCCCGGCUUCAGAAAGAAAAGAGAACAUUAUCAGUCAGAAACCCAAAAUAUGGUCGUUGGCAGAGACCGCCACCUCAGAGACGUCGAAGAAACCUCUGGACAGCUUUUACCACCCUGCUGGGAGACUCUGGGCAGACUGGGCUUCACGGACCGGACUGUUGGUUCCGGCUUACUACACCACUCAUGAAAUAGUCUGAUCCGACCUGGUUUAAAGACGGUUUCUGAAAAACAAAGCUUUUUGCACUUUAUAAACCUUCAAACCUCAUGGACUUCCUGAAGUUUGCUAUGAAAUGAAAAUCUGUCGGGAGACCAAAGAAUAAGGAUGUUUUCUGUCGCUGUAAAUAAAUGUAGAUGUAUUUUUCCACCUGGAUGAUGUAAAUUAUAUUUCCUUUGUCUAACCAUAAAGAAGUAUUUUGUUAAAAUAAACGUUGGCUUCUUCUAAACUUAA
Fundulus heteroclitus (mummichog) is the source of this 1293-nucleotide messenger RNA. It is a transcript of the gene irx7, whose product is annotated as iroquois homeobox 7. Gene Ontology annotation, biological process: regulation of transcription by RNA polymerase II; neuron differentiation; cell development. NCBI's taxonomy places the organism in Eukaryota, Metazoa, Chordata, Actinopteri, Cyprinodontiformes, Fundulidae. Gene Ontology annotation, molecular function: DNA-binding transcription factor activity, RNA polymerase II-specific; RNA polymerase II cis-regulatory region sequence-specific DNA binding. The transcript has 2 exons. The coding region runs from base 65 to 1042 and encodes 325 amino acids. The record is from RefSeq and is a predicted model, not a curated record. Gene Ontology annotation, cellular component: nucleus.